Molecule: messenger RNA, 1953 nt
Organism: Melanotaenia boesemani (Boeseman's rainbowfish)
Lineage: Eukaryota; Metazoa; Chordata; Actinopteri; Atheriniformes; Melanotaeniidae
Product: ATP-binding cassette sub-family G member 4-like
Exons: 14
Coding region: 1-1953 (650 amino acids)
Cellular component (GO): plasma membrane
Molecular function (GO): ABC-type transporter activity; ATP hydrolysis activity; ATP binding
Source: RefSeq, a predicted model, not a curated record
AUGGACAACAAGGCAUUGGAACUGGAUUCUGUGAGUAUUCUCAUGGAGGAGGCUGUCAUGUGUAAUGGAGGCAGCCAGUCGUUAGCUCAGCAUCAGCAGGACCCAUCCAUGUUAGCCCACCUGAAGAAGGUAGCGAACCAAAUGACCGAUGCACAGUGUUUCUCCCACCUACCCAAACGCUCAGCUGUGGAUCUGGAGUUCAUCAACGUCUCCUACACGAUCCAAGAAGGGCCAUGCUGGAGGAGAAGAGGUUUUAAAGCUUUAUUGAAGUGCCUUUCUGGAAGGUUCUGCAAUAGAGAACUGAUAGGAAUCAUGGGCCCUUCAGGGGCCGGAAAGUCCACUUUAAUGAACAUCCUAGCUGGAUACAGGGAAGCAGGGAUGAAGGGUCAGAUCCUGGUAAAUGGGAAACCCAGGGACCUGAGGACAUUCAGAAAAAUGUCCUGCUACAUCAUGCAGGAGGACAUUCUGCUUCCACACCUCACCGCCAGGGAGGCCAUGAUGGUUUCAGCCAAUUUAAAGCUAAAUGAAACUAUGGAUGUGAAAAAAGAACUGGUGAACGAGAUCCUGACUGCUCUUGGACUCAUGGACUGUGCUCACACUCGGACCAGCUCUCUGUCAGGUGGUCAAUGUAAACGUCUGGCCAUUGCGUUGGAACUGGUCAAUAACCCUCCAGUCAUGUUCUUUGAUGAGCCCACCAGUGGCUUAGACAGUGUGUCAUGCUACCAGGUUGUGUCCUUAAUGCGCUCUUUGGCACUGGGAGGACGGACAAUAAUCUGCACCAUUCAUCAACCCAGCGCCAAGUUGUUUGAGAUGUUUGAUAAGCUUUACAUCCUCAGUCAGGGUCAGUGCAUCUACAAAGGCUCAGUCCCUUACCUCAUCCCCUACCUGAAGACUCUUGGCCUCUACUGUCCUACUUAUCACAACCCUGCUGACUUCAUCAUUGAGGUGGCAUCAGGAGAAUAUGGAGACCUUAACCCUGUGCUAUUUGAGGCAGUCCAAGGUGGAAUGUGUGCAUUAGAAGAGAAGAAAAACCAUUGUGAUGCCAACAGCACAUCAGUCUGUCCAACAAAGUGUUCCAUGGAUGCUGGGCACAUAGAGAGCCAUACGUUUGCCACAAGUACACUCACACAGUUCUGCAUCCUCUUCAAAAGAACCCUGAUAGCUAUAUGUCGAGAUCAGGUUUUGACCCAACUCAGACUGAUCUCCCACAUCUGCAUAGGUGUGUUGAUAGGCUUGCUCUAUCUGAACAUUGGCAAUGAUGCCAGCAAGGUCUUUAACAACACCGGAUUUCUCUUCUUCUCUAUGCUCUUCCUCAUGUUUGGGGCGCUCAUGCCAACCGUAUUAACCUUUCCUCUGGAGAUGUCUGUGUUCUUGAGGGAGCAUCUCAACUACUGGUACAGCCUGAAAGCCUACUACCUGGCCAAAACCAUGGCUGAUGUCCCUUUCCAGGUGAUCUGCCCCAUCAUGUACUGCAGCAUCGUGUACUGGAUGACAGAGCAGCCCCCUGAGGCCACCCGCUACCUGCUCUUCAUUGCUCUGUCCAUCUGCACUGCCCUGGUAGCCCAGUCCUUAGGCCUGCUGGUUGGAGCUGCUUCCACAUCACUGCAGGUUGCCACGUUUGUUGGACCAGUCACGGCCAUUCCAGUGCUGCUUUUCUCUGGAUUCUUUGUGAACUUUGACACAAUCCCCAAGUAUCUGCAGUGGAGCUCCUAUAUGUCCUAUGUCAGGUAUGGCUUUGAAGGGGUGAUCCUGUCCAUCUACGGGAUGAACCGCUCAGAGCUGGAGUGUCCAGGGAAGGUUUGCAAGUUCCAGCAAGCUGAAGAGGUUCUGCAGCUUCUUGAUGUUGAAGAUGCAAAGCUCUACAUCGAUUUCAUUGUUCUGGGUGUUUUCUUUAUCACCCUACGACUGGCCACUUACCUUGUCCUACGCUACAAGGUCAAGUCUGAGAGAUAG